This is a messenger RNA of Fraxinus pennsylvanica, 1929 nucleotides long. NCBI's taxonomy places the organism in Eukaryota, Viridiplantae, Streptophyta, Magnoliopsida, Lamiales, Oleaceae. The record is from the annotation of a GenBank genome assembly.
AUGGCUCUAAAUUCAGCAAGCUUAAGACCCUCCUCUGCGUUAUCAAGAAAAUUCAAGAAUUCUAGUAACUAUGUCUCUAAUCCCAUUAAAUCACUAUCCUUUCUUAAUCCCAUUCCCCUCUUCUCCAAUCUCUCUUUCAAAAAGACUUCACAGUCUUCUUCUUUAUUCACUAAGGCUUCUUCUCCUUCCACUACCAUAACCGAUACCCAGGAACUCAAGAUUUUCUCUGUGCCGACAAAGCCGAUUGAGGGUCAAAAGACUGGUACCAGUGGUCUUAGAAAGAAGGUUAAAGUGUUCAUGCAAGAAAAUUACCUCGGCAAUUGGAUUCAGGCAUUAUUUAAUUCAUUGCCUCCGGAGGAUUAUAUGAAUGGAGUGUUGGUUUUAGGAGGUGAUGGUCGGUAUUUUAACCUGGAGGCGGCGCAGAUAAUAAUCAAAAUUGCUGCGGGGAAUGGUGUUGGUAAAAUCUUAGUUGGCAAGGAUGGCAUUAUGUCUACACCGGCUGUUUCUGCUGUAAUAAGGAAGAGAAAGGCCAAUGGUGGUUUUAUAAUGAGCGCAAGCCACAAUCCCGGUGGUCCUGAAUACGAUUGGGGUAUCAAGUUCAACUACAGCAGUGGACAACCUGCACCCGAAUCAAUAACCGACAAGAUUUAUGGCAAUACACUUUCUAUCUCCGAAAUAAAGAUGGCGGACAUUCCUGAUGUUGAUCUCUCUAAACUUGGAGUUACAAACUAUGGGACUUUUUCAGUAGAUGUUGUUGAUUCAGUGGGUGACUAUGUGGAACUAAUGGAGAACGUGUUUGAUUUUUCACUUAUUAGGAGUCUUCUUUCUCGACCAGAUUUCAGGUUUAUGUUUGAUGCCAUGCAUGCAGUUACUGGUGCAUAUGCAAAACCGAUCUUUGUGGACAAGCUAGGAGCCAACCCAGAUUCUAUUACAAAUGGAGUGCCCUUGGAAGAUUUUGGACACGGUCAUCCAGAUCCUAACCUUACAUAUGCUAAGGAUUUGGUUAACAUAAUGUUUGGCGAGAAUGGACCUGAUGCUGGAGCUGCAAGUGAUGGAGAUGGUGAUAGAAACAUGAUUCUUGGAAGAGGAUUUUUUGUUACUCCUUCAGAUUCUGUUGCAAUUAUUGCAGCCAACGCUCAAGAAGCUAUUCCAUACUUUAAGACCGGUCCAAAGGGAUUAGCUCGAUCCAUGCCAACAAGUGGUGCUUUAGAUCGUGUGGCUGAGAAGUUAAAUCUUCCCUUUUAUGAGGUGCCCACUGGUUGGAAAUUCUUCGGGAAUCUAAUGGAUGCAGGGAAACUGUCAAUUUGUGGGGAAGAAAGUUUUGGAACGGGUUCUGAUCAUAUUCGUGAGAAAGACGGGAUAUGGGCUGUUUUAGCUUGGCUUUCAAUAAUUGCAUUCCGGAACAAGGACCAAAAACCCGGGGAAAAAUUGAUUUCUAUCUCUGAUGUUGUCAACGAGCACUGGGCUACUUAUGGAAGGAACUUCUUCUCUAGAUAUGACUAUGAGGAAUGUGAAUCAGAAGGAGCAAAUAAAAUGAUCGAAUAUCUUAGAGAUGUAGUUUCUAAGAGCAAGGCAGGCGACAAGUAUGGAAGCUAUGCCCUUCAAUUUGCCGAUGACUUCAACUACACAGAUCCUGUAGAUGGAAGUGUGGUUUCCAAGCAAGGCAUCCGUUUCGUUUUUACUGAUGGAUCAAGAAUCAUAUUUCGAUUAUCGGGUACUGGUUCUGCUGGUGCAACUGUACGCAUCUAUACUGAACAAUUCGAGCCAGAUGUAUCUAAACACAAUAUGGAUGCCCAAACUGCAUUAAAGCCUUUGAUAGAUCUGGCGCUGUCUACAUCGAAGCUGAAGGAAUUUACUGGAAGGGAGGAGCCAACAACAGACGCCUUCCCCGUAAUAAAGAGACUGAAGGGUGCCCUUUGCCUCAUAUGA